AUGGAGCGACAGACGAGCGCGGCUGUUGAGGAGGAGUUGGUGGAGGGGUAUGCAGGGAUUGCCCUGCAUGACGAAGACGACGUACUGGUAUCAGCUGAAGAGUUCGUCCCGGUGGAGACGGGAGAGAACCGGCGAACGUGGGUGCUGGUCGGCAGAUUUUUGACGAGACGCAUGGUGAAACUGGAGUUCAUGCGGGAGCGUGUGUUGGAUGAGGGGCCGUGGUCGUUCGAUAAUCACACUUUGGUGUGUACACUGGUGGAUGAUGGGAUACUUCCGGUGGAUAUGGUGCUUGAUAGUGUUGAUAUGUGGGUUCAGGAGCAGGUUGGUAAUUUCCUUGGUGGGUUUGUGAAGGGGGAUGAGAGGUUUGAUGACCGGCCGUGGAAGGCGUUUUACCGAAUCCGUGUCAGUAUUCCGGUGGCUAAGCCCUUGCGGAGGAGGAUGAAGUUGGCAUCCAGAAAGAAACCUGAUUUUAUUUUUCUUAUGGAGACGAAGGUUGGUAGGGAUCAUGCUGAGUGGUUACGUGUGAAACUGGGGUUUCAGGGUCUGUUCUAUGUGGAUAAUAGGGGGUUGAGUGGUGGCUUGGCCUUGUUGUGGAAAACAAAUGAUACGUAUGAGAAGAGGGGAUGGUUUCAGCAUCCUGAAUCGUUAUUGAGAGGUUUUGGUGAAGCGUUGGAUGAUUGUGGUUUGGUGCAGAUCCCUAUGAUUGGGUACCAAUUUACUUGGGAAAAGGGGGAAGGCACGGAGACUUGGGUGGAGGAGAAGUUGGAUAUGGUUGUGGCGUGUGAUGAGUGGCGGGUGGUAGUGGAGGGUGCAAGGGUCUAUAAUAUUCUUACUAGGAGAUCGGACCAUUCGGCUCUAUUCCUGGACAUUCGGCCAGGCGUGGGGAACCGUGUAGGGCCUCAACAGUUUCGUUUUGAGAUGGCCUGGUUACUGGAUGAGGGCUGUAGGGAGGUGGUGGAGGAGGCGUGGGGACAUGGGAUUGAAGAUUUGCAGACCCGGUUGGAGAGGUGUGGUAUGAGGCUUCAGAGUUGGGGUGGUGAUCGUUUCCUUAAGUUUGGAGAGCGAAUCGCUAGUCUCAAGAAACAAAAGAUGAAUUGUCGGGGCCGUAUGAGCCCUCAGGCGUUGGAGGACUUUCGCCGUCUGGAAACUUAUAUGAACCUAGUCCAAGAAACUGAAUUGGUAAGGCUUGAGAAGCAGGAUGAUGUAUUCUGGAGGCAAAGAGCUAAGCAGUACUGGCUUCGUGGGGCGGAUGCAAACACUCGUUUCUAUCACAGGUAUGCUUCUGCCCGUAAACGUAAGAAUACUAUUUUACGCCUUAGAGAUGACUUGGGAGGUUGGGUAGAUGGUGAUGCAAUGAAACCGGUUGUAAUGAAUUAUUUUAAAGACAUUUUUACUGUUAAUCCGGUUGUGAAUGAUGGGUCGGGCUUUUUUGCCUCUAUCUCCACUCGUGUAACCCAGUCUCAUAAUGAUUGGUUGAAUCGACCUUAUGAUCCGGGGGAGGUUAGGGAUGCUUUGUUUGCUAUGUUUCCAGACAAGGCCCCGGGUCCGGAUGGAAUGAAUCCGGGCUUUUAUCAGAAAUUUUGGGAUAUUGUUGGGACAGAUGUCACUGGUUUUAUGCUGGAAUGUUUAAAUAUGGGGGCUUUCCCACCUGGCCUUAAUGAGUCAAAUAUUGUGCUUAUUCCAAAAACGCAGUCCCCGGAGAUGGUAACGGAUCUGCGUCUGAUCACCCUGAGUAACGUUGUGUAUAAGGUAGCUGCGAAAGUUAUUGCUAACCGUAUGAAGCCCCUGUUGGGUGAUGUUAUUUCUGUUUCGCAAAGUGCUUUUAUCCCUGGCAGGUUGAUAACGGAUAACAUUUUGAUUGCUGCUGAGGUAGGCCAUUUCCUAAACAGGAAACAGUUGGGAAAGGUGGGAUGGGGAGCACUGAAGUUAGAUAUGGCGAAGGCGUAUAAUAGAAUGGAGUGGUCGUUCUUGAGAAAGAUGAUGUUGGCGUUGGGUUUUCAGGUUAGGUGGGUGAAUCUGAUUAUGGAAUGUGUUACUACAGUAUCAUAUAAUGUCAUGAUUAAUGGUGUGUCUGGAGAAGGGUUAUCAUUGUUAUUACAGCAGGCUCUGGAUAGAGGUGUAGUACAUGGAUUAAGAGUGGCGAGAGGGGCCCCUGCUCUCUCACAUUUCUUUUUUGCGGAUGACAGUCUGUUGUUUUUCAAGGCAAAUGUGGAUGAGGCACAGGCGACCAAACGGUGUCUUACAUUCUAUGAGGAGCUCUCUGGCCAGACCAUUAAAUAUCACAAAUUGAAUAUUUGUUUUAGUAGAAACACUCAGCAAGUGGAUAGGGAUAUGGUGGCUGCAGUAUUUGGGGUUCAGCAAGCGGCAAAUUUUGGAAAGUAUUUAGGCUUGCCGGCUUUUGUGGGAAGGAAUAAGCGUGCGGUGUUUGCAUAUGUGGAGGAUAAGGAGAGACAGAGAAUUGGCUCAUGGAAUAAGAAACUUCUGCCACGGGCAGGGAAAGAAGUUUUGUUGAAAUCUGUGGCUCAGCCUGAUUCUCUGUGUAAAAAUCUGGAGUGUGUUAUGAAUAAAUUCUGGUGGCGUAAUGGGAGGGAUGGGGGUGGAAUUCACUGGCUUGCUUGGGAUAAAUUGAGUAUACCAAAGAAGUAUGGUGGAUUAGGCUUCAAGGAUUUGAGAGCUUUUAAUUUAGCUAUGCUGGGCAAGCAGGGUUGGAGGUUUCUGAAUAAUCCCCAAUCACUGGUAGCGAAGGUGUAUAAAGCCAGGUAUUACCCAAAUUCUGAUUUUCUGAAUGCCCCUCUAUUAGGGGAUUCUGCCCCAAGAAUCGUGUCGGAUAAACCCCCUCAUUUGGGGGAGGUUAAAGUGCAGUCUGGAUUAAUAGACCCCGCAUCCUCUACCUGGGACAUUCCUUUACUUAAUGAGUUAUUUUCAUUCGAAGAUGUAGAGCGUAUUACUACUAUACCAAUUAGUCCUGCCUUUGAUGAUUUGUGGUAUUGGCAUGGGUACCCAAAAGGAAAUUAUACAGUGAAGGGCGCUUACUGUGAAUUAAUGGGGACCGUUAUUGUACCCCCAGUGGCUUCUCAUCUUGGAAUAAAAAUUUGGAACCUAAAGGCUCCCCCUAAGUGGAAAGUUUUCUUGUGGAGAGCGAGUACGGUGGGUGAUGAUUUUGGUGCAUGGCUCGAAUUAUUAUUGCAAAAUGUUGAUGAAAAUCAUUUCACUUCUAUGGUGGCCAUCAUGUACCAUAUUUGGCUACAACUGAACUCGGCGGUGUGGGAGUUCAAGGUGGGAAGGCCAGCGCAGGUGCAUGCGAAGGCAUUGGCAUCCCUUGAUGCUUGGCGUACGGCUAUGGUUAGCCCAGAUCGGCAGCGGCAGCACACUGCAUCCAGUGUCGCGGCUGGGCAGUCGCCCUUGGCGCUGCAAUGCUCCUUCGACGCAGCAUUCUCGGCCGCAACAAGGAGAUGGGCCUUUGGCCUUGUGUUGCAAGACGCGGAUGAUGCUUUCAUUGCGACCAAGAACAGCCCUCUACCGUUGUGCUAG
Ipomoea nil (Japanese morning glory) is the source of this 3531-nucleotide messenger RNA. RefSeq lists its product as uncharacterized. The transcript is spliced from 10 exons. Lineage: Eukaryota; Viridiplantae; Streptophyta; Magnoliopsida; Solanales; Convolvulaceae. The record is from RefSeq and is a predicted model, not a curated record. Bases 1 to 3531 code for a protein of 1176 amino acids.